Messenger RNA from Mizuhopecten yessoensis (Yesso scallop), 1068 nucleotides. RefSeq lists its product as uncharacterized. Gene Ontology annotation, molecular function: protein binding. The record is from RefSeq and is a predicted model, not a curated record. The coding region runs from base 1 to 966 and encodes 321 amino acids. Lineage: Eukaryota; Metazoa; Mollusca; Bivalvia; Pectinida; Pectinidae. The transcript is spliced from 2 exons.
AUGUAUCUGGUCACACUCAUAUUCCUGGUGACCGCUUCCUCUAUCGUGUAUGCGGAGUCAGCUAACCAAACGACCCAUUCCGCAACUGCAGACUUCAACACCAUUCUUCUAGUUGUUUCCGAUCUUACCAAGCGCGUUGAGAGACUGACGAAAUAUCGGGUAAAUGAUCUCAACGUUAUCGCAUCAUUGGAAGCAAAAAUUGACCUUGUUGAAAAGACAAAUCAUCAGAUUUUAGAAGAGAAUCGCACCUACAGGAACAGAAUCAAAAACUUGGAAAACCUUCACCAACAACAUGGCCAAAAAGUAUCUACCAGUGUACACCACAGCAAGCAAAUACGAGGCGCACGACGCCCACGCAGACAGUUGUUUAUGAAUUGGAUUAACUAUGAAAAUACCAUGAAUGAAAAUCCCAAUGAAAAUAAUAAAACAACAGACACAAUUCAUAAAGCAACUGAUAUCCGAUCAAUAAUUGAGGAACAAAAUAACCCCCGAAUCAAUCAAGCUAGAUCGCACACAAACAAGAUGGAGAAUAGGAAGCCUCAACAGGGAGCCCUACGUGUUGGAGCACCAACAGACGGCAGCGUUGCAUUUUAUGCGUAUCUGUCCGCCAGUAUAAACGAACCUGGUGAUGCAUACACAAUAAAGUUUGAUCACGUGAUCACAAAUAACGGAAACCAUUACAACCCUGUGACAGGGGCAUUUACCUGUCCAAAAGACGGUGUCUACGUCUUCAACUGGAGUAUAGGUAGAAACAGUAUUGGGUUUAUCCACUCGGAGCUAAGGAAAAACGGAGCCGCUAUUGGAUAUUCCACGAGUGCAGACGACCAUUACCCCACAGAUUCGUCACAAUCGUCAGUACUGGUGCUGAGUCAAGGAGACGUGGUUACAGCAGCUGUCACAGGGCAUUCCUCGUCACCAAAACUCUGGCGAUAUCAUACUUCCUUUACCGGAUUCUUGAUACACUAAGACACAUUCAAUGACACCGUUUAGACCAUGUAAAUAUAAUUCUCCUACAACUACUAUAUUUCCUUACUUCCAAUUCAUUGAAUGGGCGAAUUUUCUUUUUAC